Exaiptasia diaphana is the source of this 4708-nucleotide messenger RNA. RefSeq lists its product as uncharacterized. Bases 27 to 3590 code for a protein of 1187 amino acids. NCBI's taxonomy places the organism in Eukaryota, Metazoa, Cnidaria, Anthozoa, Actiniaria, Aiptasiidae. The record is from RefSeq and is a predicted model, not a curated record. The transcript has 7 exons.
UUUCCUGUAUAACAGAUGCAGUUUUAAUGGGAUACACAGCAGAACAGUUCAACCUUUUACGACUGUGUCACAUCAUUUUCGAUAUUGUCCCGGAAGGUCUGCGAACAAUUUUUAAACAAGAAUGGGACAAAAUUACGCAUCGUGCAUGGAAGGACACAUAUUAUGACUUCAAGCUUUUCCUCGAAAUGGAGUCACCAUACAAACGCAAAAAAUAUUCAAAUCGUCUAAAGGUGAUGUCAAGUGGAGACAGAAAGGAUUGGGACUCCUCGUGUUUGAUAUAUGCAAUAUUGUACUCGGACACUAUGAGGGAGAAAAUAAGUCUUGUAGCGAUGGACAAUGUAGUUAUUCUGCGUGACAUCCUUAAUGAAAUGAAGCACAAACAUACUAAGCUGAAUGACAGGGAAUUUCACAUGCUAGUAGACCUUGAGAAUGCAACCAGAAAUGAGAUUCCUAUCGAGAUCGCUUUACGUGGACCCAAAGCUAUAGGAGCUUUUGAGAAAGCACUCUUAAAUGGUAAUGUAAAACUUAGACGGCUAUUGGUUAUGCUCAUUGGACAGUCUGGCGCUGGGAAAACAAGUUUACUGAAGUCUUUUAGAGGGGAGAAGUUUGACCCCAACGUGGAUAGUACUAAAGGUGUAGUCUUAAAUCGGUGCUGUUGCAAGCUGUUGGACGAAGCUUGGACACCAGAUAGCGCUAUUAAAGACCAAAUUUCCUUUGAAGCAAAUAUGUCGAAAAGUAUUGCGAAGAAACAUGUGGAUCAAGCAAAAAAAACCAUUCAAACUUACAAAAGGUCAAAGGUGAAGUCAGACAUCAAGAGAAAAGAAAUGUAUUCCUUACGGGAGACAAGUGGAAGUGAGAAAAAAAGAUAUGCUGUCGAGAACCCAGUAGAUCAUCACCCAAGAAACCUAAAUGUUUCUUCGCAAAGUGCAGAGAACAGCGAAAUUUCCUUAAGCUUGAAUAGUGCUUCCCAAAAUGCAGAGAACGAUGAAGUUCCCUUAAGCUUCGAUAGUGCUGAAACCAAAGAUGAGUUAUUUAAACGAGCCAACGAUACUCUCACAAAUCCUAAAGAAGCAAACACUGAUGAUAUAAUUUGCACAGUAUUAGAUAUUGGCGGUCAGCCUGUUUAUGAUGUGAUUCAUCCAUUGUUCCUUUCAAGAAAAGGUGUUUUCAUCCUUACUCAUAGUUUGGAGAAUGAUACAAAUGAAGAAUCUAAAGUACUUGUAAGGAAUGGAACUGCCAAAAGAAAGCUAGAUAACAAUUGUUAUAUGACAAAUAUGGAUCAACUGUGGGUCUGGCUGUCAUUUGUUGGAUCACUGAAUGCGAUCACCAAUAAACGUGUACCUGUGCGUCCUCGUGUAUCUUCAAAUUAUCGAUUAAUGCCAAAUAAGCUACCACCUGUGUUCUUGGCGUGCACGCACAAAGACGAAGCAUUGAAGAAAAGACGAGAUCCCGAAGAAAUGGCAAGACAAAUUUUAAAGUACUUGGAAGGACACCCAUCUCGGGAACAUCUAGUUUCUGGAUUUUACCUCAUCGACAACACCGUGUCGGGUUCUUCUGAAGAUAAAGAAGUUAUAAAGUUAAGGAAAGACGUUUGCAGCGUCGCCAAAAGUCUUCCACACAUGAAUGGAGGGGAAUGCAUCAUCCCUACAAGGUGGCUUGCCUUUGAAAAGGAACUUAAAUCACUUGUUCAGAAAAAAAAGAGAUAUUUGCCCUUAGAGGAAGCAAAACGGAUUGCAUCAAAAUGCAAAGUCGUUGUUGACGUCGAAAAUUCAGAUGAGUUCAUUACUCUCGUAAGCUAUCUGCAUGAUAUAAGAGAGAUCAUCUACUUUGAAGGUACAAACACUGUCUUCACUGAUGUCGAAUGGUUAAUCAACAUGAUAAGAAAAGUAAUUACUGUUGAGCCAAUUGAAAACUGGCCAAGUGAACCAUCCUUACGAGCUUCCUGGAAGAAACUUGAGUACGAUGGCAUUCUGGAUGAGCAACUUCUGAACCAUGUUUGGAGUGAAGUAACAGUUGAGAAGGAGGUUACCACUGACGAUCUCUUGACGAUCAUGGAGAUAUUCUCGCUUGUAUACCGCUGGAAGAUUGAAGACAAACGAUACGUUUUCCUUGUCCCUGCCAUGCUGACGAACGCCAGUUCCCAAGACAUCUCUGAUCUCCUCAAAGACCAGAUGCCACCCCUUAUCGUGCACUUUCAGAGUUCUCAUCUUCCUCUUGGUAUCUUUCCAAGAAUACAAGUUAAGUUUGCAGAAUUCUGUAAUCGCAAGUGGCCACAAGCACGCCAACCGAAAUUCUACCACAACUUUUGUAGGUUUUAUAGAGUUGGCAAGGAUGCAAGCUUUGAUUUAGUCCUUACUUCUGAUAUCCGAGCUGUUUACAUUGGCACUAUCCAUGCCAAAGAAGCCGAAACAACGGACAACCAAAAACUCGGAGAAUUUUGCCAAGAGAUCUUGGAAUUCUUGAAAACCACACUGGUUGUCCAAAACUUCCCUUGGAUUGAAAGGAUGGAUUAUACGCUUUGUAUUCGCUGUUCCAUUUGCCAGCCAAGCUGCAAGAAUCCUCAUUUUCCGGGAUGUGCAAGAGAUGAAUGUGUACAUUUAAUCUCAGAGAGAGAAAUUCUUAAUACUAAAGAGGAGGAUCUUUUCUGCUUGAGAAAUCCAUUCAUGAGCGAUGUUAGCAUUCCGUAUGACCAUUACUUUCACUGGUUUCCGAAGCCAAGAAAGCAGAUCCCUUUCAAACCGGUGCCAAUGGACAUAUCUACAAGAACAGCCUUAAACAUAAGCGAAGAGAUGAAAAGAUGGCUAGUUGUUGGUAUCGCUAUGAUGAAAGUUUUGCUGCCCACCUUGCGACGUUUUAUGCAGGAGAGGAUAAGAACACACUACCAUCGUCUGAAAGACAGAAACAACAUCCACACCCAAACUCGGUAUGAAUAUCUAGUCGAGGAUGGCGUCUACGAGCUGAAUUAUGGAAACAUCAACGGAAACAGCAGAUGGAAGGAUCAAGAAAUACAUUUUGAGUACAAGGUCAAAUCUGAAGUUGACUUGGCGAAAUUAUAUUGCUUGGAUUUCAUGGCUAAAUUCUCUGGGUUUGAUGAAUCAUGUGACCUAUCAGCAGUUUUGAGAAUAUUAGGCAUGUCAGGUGCCUUUUUAAAGAAGGUUCGACGUACUGCACAUCGUUUGCGUGAAGACGUACGUAACGAAUGGGGUCAUUGUAACUUAACUGAAUGGAAUGAAGAGAAGUUUCAAGGCUGCUUUCAGGUGAUGCAUAGUAUGGUUGAAACUCUUGAGCUAGCCGCCGAUCAAGAGGAAGAGUUGUUGCAUCAAUUAGAAGAAUUGGAAAAUACAGGUGUUGAAAGGUUUUGCUUUGGUAGCCCAGUUGACGCAGCGCUGUUGAACCUUGCCCAAAAUGAUGUGACCUUGGUACAAAGAGAAGUGCAAUAUCUCAGACAAGCAGAACGCAAACAAAUCGAAGAGUUCGAUCGAAUUUCCUGUGUUUUAGAAGGAGUUUUCAAAAAUCUCGAAAAUCUUGAGACGAGAAUGACUAACCUAGAGCAACGAGUGAUGGAACUAGAAAUCAAUUAUAAGAAGUGAAUUGUUAUCGGUACAUUAUCGAACCACAGAUUACGUAGUUUAAUUGCCCUAUUGGAUAAUUAUGUCACACCAAAACAUUCUAUUGUUUUAACCCUAAGAAUUAUGGUUGCCAGAGGGGGUCAGAGUGACUGCCUAUCAAAUGAAGAUGUAGAUGAGCAAUCAUUGAUAGAUGAUACACCUACUUGCAGAAACGUUGUCAUAAAAAAGAACAUUUGAAUUUAGUAAAAAGGAAUAAAAUUAAAACAAGAAAAAAGAAAGCGUUCAGCCUCAGUUAUCUUCUUUUGUCUUUUUAAUUUACUCCUUUGUCAUAUUUUUUUAUGGCAACGUUUUCGCAAGUAGGUGUAUAUAUAAAAACUCGAUACAUUAAAGUUCUAGUUUCGGAAAGAAGGUCCAAAUUUAGAGUCUUUAUGAGCAUCUAUCCACAAUGUAAACAUACUGUGAGGUCAUUAUGGCAUAGGGCAAUUAGAAAAAUUUAGUCAAGUUAAUUUCUGUUCAGUACGUGAUGGGUGGGGUAUUCUGGGUAUUUUUGUUGUGACAUAUUCACGUGUUUUAGACUACAUCUCCCUGAUAUUUAGUUAAUAAGUUAAUAAUAGAUUUUGUAACAAUUUUCAUUGAUUCUUCAGCAGUUUUAUAGUUUGGUCAAGUUACUUGAACAUUUUCUAAUUAUUCUGCAAAUUCUAUAUUGAUCUUAACCCCACAGCAUAAAAAUUGCUGGAAAUUAAAACUACUGGUAAUUCAAAACUAUUUUUCCUGGUAAUUUGAAACUACUGGUACAUGACUUGGCAUAUUUCAAUUUCUAGACCAAACUAUAAAACUGCUGAAGAAUCAUAUCCUUAUUAUCGUAUUUUUAUAAGUAAUUACUUAAUUAGUAUAAGUUUAUGACGCAGUGUAGAAUUAUUAUCGUGAUCAAUAUUUAUAGAGUAAGCCAAGGUCGUCCUGAGCGGGGAAUUCCCCUCAGUAUGGAGUUAUGCCAUAAUUGGUUAUUGUUUUAGUUAGUAUCAAAUUAUUAUUUGGGUUUCGUCUAAUUUUGUAAAACGUACAUCAAGCAAUGUAAGAAUAAUAGUAGUCCGUCCAGAGCGUCAAACAAGCAUGUAGUAAUAAAACAGAACACAACAGAA